UGAGGAGGGAAGUCAUGCAGUCGAUGGAGUUCAACCGUAGCAACCUGCUGCUGGCCUUGAGGGGCUACAGCUCGGCGGUGAGUCACAUGGAGCAGACGGUCCUCCUGCCCAGCCUCCUGCGAGACGUCCCAGGCGAGGAGGACCGCGAGGAGCCUUGCCGGGAUCUGUACGGCGACUACCUGAUGCUCAAGUCGGUGAGAAACGCGGUGGAGAGCGGCCUGGCGCACCUCGAGGACAAGAGUACGUCCAAGGUCCUGGCGAGCGUGGCGCAGCCGGAGCUGGAGCCCGAGAGCCUCCUCCGCUUCCACCUGAGCGGACUCUUCGCCGUCGUCAGCCAGCUCACGUGCAGGAGCCACAGGCUGACGCAGAAGUACCUGGACAUUGUCGGCAUCUCCAAUUAACAUGUGAAUCCAGACGUACCGAGGGUUGUGAACUUAUUGGUCUGGUCUGGCCUGGUUUUGUUGUUGUUGAUGGAAUAUUGAAGAAUGAACAUAUGUGAAUACACACACACACAACAACAGGAACAUGUUCUAUGAUUAUCAGAAAACUUCACAUUGGACUGGGUUGAUGCCAGCAAUCAAAUGCAACUUUUGACCAUUGACCACAGAGGGGAAAUGUUUGGGUUUAGUCAAUGACCCCGAAAUGUAAGGUAGAACUAAUGUGAACCCGAAGCACAGAAGUGCUCAUUCUGACCUGUUGGUGCUUACGUCGGUGAGGUCCACAAAAAGUCAAAUUUCCCCUUGUAUUGUUUUGAAUAUCAUUCUACUCCCAAUAGGUGUGGACUUCCAGGAAUUGUCUGGAUGA
Messenger RNA from Syngnathoides biaculeatus (alligator pipefish), 804 nucleotides. RefSeq names its product thyroid hormone responsive (gene thrsp). Gene Ontology annotation, cellular component: cytosol. The coding region runs from base 15 to 401 and encodes 128 amino acids. The transcript has a single exon. Lineage: Eukaryota; Metazoa; Chordata; Actinopteri; Syngnathiformes; Syngnathidae. The record is from RefSeq and is a predicted model, not a curated record. Gene Ontology annotation, biological process: regulation of lipid biosynthetic process.